Messenger RNA from Osmerus eperlanus (European smelt), 1531 nucleotides. RefSeq names its product nerve growth factor b (beta polypeptide) (gene ngfb). The coding region runs from base 738 to 1373 and encodes 211 amino acids. The record is from RefSeq and is a predicted model, not a curated record. Gene Ontology annotation, molecular function: nerve growth factor receptor binding; growth factor activity. Gene Ontology annotation, biological process: positive regulation of collateral sprouting; modulation of chemical synaptic transmission; positive regulation of peptidyl-serine phosphorylation. Gene Ontology annotation, cellular component: synaptic vesicle; axon; dendrite. Lineage: Eukaryota; Metazoa; Chordata; Actinopteri; Osmeriformes; Osmeridae. The transcript is spliced from 2 exons.
UCUCUCUCUCUCUCUCUCUUGUAAUUCUGCCACGACACUGUACAGACUACCUGUUACGAUGCUGAGCUGAGCUCAGCAGAGCAGGCCUGAGAGGAGCCAGGAGAGAUCAGCUGACAGGGAACAGAGGACACUGAAGAGAGAGACUGAAGAGAGAGACACAGGACGGGGCGGGACGGAAGGAGACCCUUCAGAGGAGAGAGCGGAGCUUAGCUGAGGGCUGCAGUGGAGGGAUUCAGGGACACCAGACCAGAGGAAGGAGAGAGAACCCCAGACCAGAGAGAGGCCAGACCUGGUAACAGGGAUAGACCAGAGAGAGAGAUCAGACUAGAGAGAGACCAGACCAGGGAGACACCAGACCAGGUAGUAGGGAGAGACCAGACCAGGUAGCAGGGAGAGACCAGAUCAGACCAGAGAGAGACCAGACCAGGGAGACACCAUACCAGACCAGAGAGAGACCGGACCAGACCAGGUAGCAAGGAGAGACCGGACCAGACCAGGUAGCAAGGAGAGACCAUUCCAGACCAGCGAGAGACCAGACCACACCAGGUAACAGGGAGAGACCAGACCAAAGAGAGACCAGAUCAGACCAAAGAGAGACCAGACCAGAGAGAGGUGCGCGGGGUCCCCAGUCAGGGCUGAUGGCUGGAGCCUGGGACACCAGCUGUUCUGAAGACAACCUCUGAGAGCCCAGCAGAGGGCCGCGCUUCACCUGGAAACACCGCUCAGGUCGCGAGCCCAUGAAGUCGUUCACGCUGGUCCUGCUCCUUGUGAUCGGCGCCCGGGCUGCGGUCCCUAUGGUAACCACGGGAGGGGCGUCCGCCUGUCUCUCUGCCUCCAAGCUGCAGCCGCAGGAAGAGGAGGGGCCUAACCUGACCUCCGCCCCCACCAUUGACCCCAAACUCUUCGCCAAGCGGCGCUACCGCUCACCCCUGGUCCUUUUCAGCGACAAGCCCCCGGAGGCGGGGCCUGCGGGCGGCCAGGGGGCGGGGCCUGGGGGCAGGGCCAGGAGGAGGGCGGAGUCUCCGCUUCACGAGUCCAGAGGCCCCCUCAAUGUGUGCGAGAGCAUCAGCUUGUGGGUGGGCAACAAGACCCGCGCCACAGACAUCAAGGGCAACGAGGUGACGGUCCUGCCAGACGUGAAGAUCAACAACGUCAACAAGAAGCAGUUCUUCUUCGAGACCAUCUGCCACAGCGAGCGGGCCGGGCGCGUAGGCUGCCGAGGCAUCGACGGCCGCCACUGGAACUCCCUGUGCACAAACUCACACACGUUUGUGCGUGCGCUCACCACCUUCCAGAACCUGGUGGGCUGGAGGCUCAUACGCAUCAACGUGGCCUGCGAGUGUGUGCUCAGCCGCAAGUCAUGGAAACACUGACCGAUGCUAACACACACACAGAUACACACACACACACACACACACACACACACAGAGAUACACACACACACAGACAUAUACACACACACAGAGAGAUACACACACACAGACAUAUACACACACACACAUAUACACACACACACAGACAUAUACACACA